Molecule: messenger RNA, 2451 nt
Organism: Thalassophryne amazonica
Lineage: Eukaryota; Metazoa; Chordata; Actinopteri; Batrachoidiformes; Batrachoididae
Product: gastrula zinc finger protein XlCGF7.1-like
Exons: 1
Coding region: 179-1108 (309 amino acids)
Biological process (GO): regulation of transcription by RNA polymerase II
Molecular function (GO): RNA polymerase II cis-regulatory region sequence-specific DNA binding; DNA-binding transcription factor activity
Source: RefSeq, a predicted model, not a curated record
UCCUGCAGAUGUGCCACAUGAGUUGGUGACCAAAGAAGCAGUUCCAUCUGAUCAGCAGGGGUGGAGCCCUCAUUUGGACCAGGAGGACCCAGAACCUGGACACAUCAAAGUGGAACAAAGUGAACUUUGGACCUGUCAAGAGGGAGAACAUCUUCAAACCUGGGAGGAGGCUGAAACCAUGAAGCUCCCAUUCACUCAACUUACUGUGAAGAGUGAAAAUGAUGAACAGAGCAUUCAGUCCUCACAUCUGCAGCCAAACCAAACUAAGAAGAACAGGGAGGCGAAGGAUCUCUUCAGCAGCUCACUGAAAGUGGUGAACAGACAAACCGGUAGAGAUGACUGGUGCGGACCAGAACCAGACAGAUACGUGGCUUCAGAUACUUACGGGCACACAGAGACUAAUGAUGAGGCUUUCAACUCUCCUGAGGUGGAUGUCAGUGAUAGUGAGUGGAACGUGAGCAGGGAAACUCAGUCAGGGUUCUUGUCUCAGAAAAACAGUGAAGUCCAUGUGAGUGGCUGGAGACGUAACACAGCUGAGAAAACAUUUGGCUGUCCCGAGUGUGGAAAAAGAUGUAACCGCAAGAGUGGACUGGAGAGGCACCUGAGAACUCACACAGGAGAGAAACCGUUUGUUUGUUCCCUGUGUGGGACAGGAUUCAGUGUGAGUGGCAGCCUGCGGCGUCACAUGCGCUGUCAUACAGGAGAGAAACGCUUCAGCUGCUCUGUGUGUAAAAAGCGUUUCAGUCAGAGUGGACAUGUCGCCAUACACAUGAGAGUUCACACAGGGGAGAAACCAUACCUCUGCUCUAUUUGCGGGAGAAACUUCACUCAAAAAAUCUCUCUCACGGAGCACAUGAGAAUCCACACGGGGGAGAAACCCUAUGGCUGCUCUGUGUGCAGUAAAAGCUUUACUCAAAAAAUCUCUCUGAAGGAGCACAUGAAGACCCACAGUGGAGAGAAACACCACUGCUGCUCCUUUUGUGGUGACACUUUCAGACUGAAAACAACUCUGGUAAGACACAUGACUGUCCACACCGGAGAAAAUGUUCUGGACGUGCUUGUCGGAAAGGACACGGCAUUGUGUCAUGCAGGAAUUCUAAAUCCAUGAGUCUGUUUGUGUAACGGACGCUGAUGUCUGGAACACUGACGGCGCUGUCAUGUAUGAUAGCAGCAACAUCAAGGGUUUUUUUAAUUAUUAUUAUUUUAUUUAAAAAUGCAGAGCAUCCAGGACAUGGCAACACCAUGCUGGUGUAUAAAUGCCACAUUCUUAUUAAAACCCUUGAAUUAAAACUGAGUCUACACUAAAGAACGCCUUGUUUUGUUUCAACUCCUUCAUAGUGAUGCACAGAGAAAAAAAGUGUGGCUGUCCAAAUACUUAUGGACCUGGCUAUGCAGUAACGCUUUGUGAUACUGCAGAUGUGGUAAGUGACAGCACAGUCUUGACGGUCUGUAAAACUGAUCUUUUUGGAUUACUACUUAGUAAUCGCCCAGGGCUGAGCAGGAUAUCGAUAUGAUUUAUACUGUUAAAUUUUAGCAAAAGAGAUGUGUAGAUGGUGCCAUAGUACCAAUAUGUCUUUAAAUGACGCAUUAUGACUGUUUUUCCCCAUUAAAACUGGUCACACAACUUUCCAGCAACAUGGAGGUGGACAUGGCACUGGUCAGGAAUGUGAAGGAGCUAUUCUUGUAAACUGUUCUGUCAUGUGGAGAUACUUCAGAUUGAGGAGCAAAGUGACAUUACCUGCAGAAGCUGCUAUCAGCAAAUUGUUUCAAACAGUAGAAUUUCUUCCAGUCUGUUCCGUCAUCUACAGCAGCACCACAAAUUGUUUUACGAACAGAGUUUGAAACAUCGACCUUGUUUGGCCUUUACUUUGACCUUUACAAAAAUUCAGCACAAUCCAGAUUAUUCCAUUUAUUAAUCCUAUGAGUUCAACUGACAGUUUGCAUCACUUUUUACCAAAAUUGGACCAGCUUUAACCUUUGACCCCUGUACAAACUGAAAUUGACCUUUGUCCCCAUUUUUUCUGUUUUUACUCCAUAACUCCAGGACAUUCCUUCAUAGAUAGUCCAAACUAAACGUUUUUGGAAUCUUUAUGAUCAGACAAAUAAUGUUUGCUUUUCAAUACAGUUAGAUCAUUGUUCAGUUUUGACCCCUGUGUAAUUCUUCAUUGACCCCUAUCUGCUAUGGCCACCAUACAUUUUUUUUUUUUUUUGUAGACCAUGGGACGCUGAGGCUGGGCUGUUGUUUCCUCUGGUCCAUUGAAAACAUUCCUGGUCUGGACCCAAGACAGGUGGAUGCAGCAGUGCUUCAUGCCUCUUUAAUCUCAAAGUGAUGAAGUGAUUUCAACGUGUGAUAAUUAAAAUAAAAGGUCAGAUCAGCACACAGACCCUCUGUCUCUGUGAUAAACACUUCAUAUGAAUACAUGUGUGAUUAAAUCAUGUCUUGCAGCCUUG